CCGGGGUUUUGCAGUGGGUGUCACGCGGAGGAGCUGCUAGACAUUCGGGCGUCAAGACAAGGUUCCACACGUAUUAGAAGACAUGGCGCACCGUGGCUCGAUCCACUGUUCUGAGCGUCGUGUUCCGCCUUGCGCCUUCGUGCUCACGCACUGCUAACCGACCCCCAUCUCCGCCAACUUCUCCGUGUGCAGUGUCCUUAGCUGCCGGCAACCUGUUGAGUGUUGGUCGAGUUCCGUCCAAGAGGAUGACAGCGAUGUCUGAGGUCGUGAAUGUGCGUUCCGUGGGUGACGGGGACGACGGCGGGGCCAGGUUGUCCCCUCUGGAGAGGGCUGCUGUGUCGUCUGCCGUAGCCGCCGUCAUCAUGCUUUGCGACAUGGAGGUGGAAGGUGAACGGCGGUGGGCACGGCUACGUGCUCGAAGAAGGAAGCUGAUGCCGCCGGCGACGUCUGAAGGGUUGGACAGCGCUGCCAUCUGUGACGCCGUGUUGGAGGUAUGUUGUGCACUGGGGUGUGGGGCACUACCAAGGGCGACGCCGAGGUGGUGGAUGAAAAGGAGGACGGGGGGAACUUGGGAGGAUCUUCGGCCUGCAGACGACGCCACUGACGACUACUUUCGCGACAAGUUACAGAUGUCUCCACGUGUAUUCCGCGAGAUCGUCGAGAACCUGUCGCUGAUUCUCCAGCGACGUGUGACGUUCUAUAGAGAGCCGUUGCAACCAGACCACAUCGUCGCCUACGCGUUGUAUAGGUGGGCGUCGGGCGAGACAUACGAGAGCAGCAGCUGCAGCUUUGGAAUUGGCAGGGCUUCAGGUUUGGUGGCCGUCCGGGACGUCACUGCUGCGCUGCUCUCGGUGUACAGGGAGAAGGUGGCGUGGUCGACCGGGGUGCUGAAGGCGAUCGUUCUGCGUGCUUUUGCAGACAAGGGUUUCCCGAACUGCCACGGGUGCAUCGACUGCACCCAUAUCUAUGUGGACAAGCCGGCCAACGCAUCUGCGGAAGACUACUACGACCGCAAGAGACGAUUCUCCGUGGUGGCCCAAGUGGUGGUCGACUUGGACUUGCGCAUCCUCAACGUGUUCGUGGGCUAUCCGGGGAGCUGCCACGACGUCAGGAUCAUCCAUCUCUCCAGUCUAUGGUCGCGGGCGGCGGUGGGAAAGUUGUUCAGAGGGCCUCUUGUGUUGCUACCGUUUCAAGUGCAGACGAAUGGUUAUCUGCUGGCCGACAAUGGUUACCCGCCGAGCGAAUGGAUUGUUGUCCCCUUUGGCGGCACGGCGCAGUCCCCACAGGAGACCCAUUUCGACAACAAGCAGAAGACCGCAAGGGGGGCGGUGCAGAGGGCCUUCGGGAGACUUAAGGGAAUGUGGCGCUUGUUCCUAGGCUCGCACAAGACGAACAUGGAGAAUUUGCCCCAGCAGUUCGUGACCGUCUGCAUCUUGCACAACAUCCUGAUCGACAUCGGCAUCCCUUUUGACGAGAACUUGCUGUGGGAGGUCGGCGCCAAUGGAGUGCGUCGUCGGGUGGAUCUCGGGAUCCAUCGCCCCCCCAGGCUGUUGUGCAUGGAAACCUCCACGGGGGAAGCGGUCAUGCUGCCAGGCGUUGGCGGAGCGAAUGACGCAGAGAUGACGGCAGAAGGCAGCGCGGGGCGGCAUUCCUCCUCCUCCGCACCUUAGUGGAGGAGGGAAGUGAAUGACUGCCCGUACUUCGUUGGGCGCCGAUCAU
Molecule: messenger RNA, 1719 nt
Organism: Chara braunii
Lineage: Eukaryota; Viridiplantae; Streptophyta; Charophyceae; Charales; Characeae
Source: the annotation of a GenBank genome assembly